This is a messenger RNA of Neurospora hispaniola, 588 nucleotides long. RefSeq lists its product as uncharacterized. NCBI's taxonomy places the organism in Eukaryota, Fungi, Ascomycota, Sordariomycetes, Sordariales, Sordariaceae. The coding region runs from base 97 to 516 and encodes 139 amino acids. The record is from RefSeq and is a predicted model, not a curated record. The transcript has a single exon.
AGUAGGGAAACUGGGAGUGUUUACCGAGGAGAGGGCGGCUUGGACGAGGGUUCGAAAGUGUUCGAGUGGAAUGUGCCGGCGACACCCGGAAACGGCAUGAAUAGGUACUUAGUGACCUGCCGCCAAGGAUCUCAAGGCGUUGCGGCUUUCUUUCAUCAGACCAAAUGUCACGUCCAGAUCCGGGGAGCGGGAGAACAGAGUGCUGCCAUUUAUCUUGUUGAGUGUCAAUCCCCGUCCCGUGCUUGGCACAUGACUGGUGUUGGGCGGUCAUCAGUUGCAUCUUUUUACCAAGGUCAAGAUCAGGAAGGAAGGGAGGUUCGACACGCCAUAGCAUCCCAGGGAUGGAGGUUGAGAAGAACCAGGAUUUGUGGUAUCAAUAUGAUUUUUCUGACCCCUCCCGCCACUAUGUAUACAAGCAAAGCAAGCCAUGCAAGCCAAGUUUGUAUCCCAGAUCUGGCAUCCAGGGGACCUAGUCAGUAUGCAUGCCAUAAACUACGGUGUAGAUGGGUUGGAUAGAUGAUCAAUUCGCGAAUCCCGCUGUGGGAGGCGAAGGCACGGAACAUGUUGGAUGUGCAUUCUAGUCCACCC